UGCUGUCACUUUUGUUUAUUAUUUUGGUUUAUUUACAAUGAUGGAAGUGGAAACGGUCAACUCGAAUGAAAUUGUAGAAACUUUACUGAAAUAUGGGGUUGGAUUCAGAUUGAAAGACGAUCCCAUAUUCGACGAUGGAAACAAACUGGAGCAGCCGGUCAAAAAAUUGGGCGUUUACAGUGUCAUUGCCGAGGAAGAUCUGCACAUAAAGAACCUUGUCCGAUGCAAUAUUCCGAAUUGCCAGAAGGAAUUCGAUACGAUAUUCGGCUACGAAGGUCACUACAAUUCAUGCCAUCGUCAUCUGUGCAAUGAAUGCCAUAAAAACCUGCCCAGUGCCCAUUUGUUGGAUCUGCACCUUUCGGAGACGCACGAUUCAUUUUUUGCUGUGCAAUCGCAGACAAAACCGAUGUUUGCUUGCUACGUCGAGGAAUGCCGACUAAUGUUCGCGAAUGCAGACGAGCGAAAGGACCAUUGCAUUACGGGCCACAAAUUCCCCAACAAUUUCCGAUUCGAUGUUAAGUCAAGCGCAAACAAAAAUAACAAAUCGGAAUUAGUCAGUGGUGAUACGGUCGAAUCGAUGCCGGUUGAUGGUGUCAGCGACACUCAGAAGCCCAUCAGAACAAUCAAUUUUGGUCAUUCGAAGGUCAAGACAUUCAAGUCGGAUGCCUGUUAUGCCAAAGUGUUGACGAAAAAUCAGAAAAAGAAGCCGCCAACACAGAUUCUCGAUGACAACAAAAUGGUUGUGGAUCUAAUGGCUAGUCUACCGGAAUAAAAGAACCAGUCGUUACCGCUUAAGUAGGUCAUGUUCAAAUAAAUAAAUAAAUAAAUUUUCAGCAAAUCGAGAA
Messenger RNA from Bradysia coprophila, 845 nucleotides. Its product is annotated as zinc finger protein 511 lethal (2) k10201. The record is from RefSeq and is a predicted model, not a curated record. NCBI's taxonomy places the organism in Eukaryota, Metazoa, Arthropoda, Insecta, Diptera, Sciaridae.